AUUUCAAAAUUAACAUAAAACAAUAGUUUUUAAAUAUCAUUUAUAAAAUUUACUUCAUCCAUGUGCACUAUUCUGUAUAUAAAUAUUCUGUGCAGUCAUUAAUUAAAAAUAAAUAUUUUAAAUUAUUGUCCAACGAAUUAAUUUAUCAAUAUGGUGAAAAAAGAUUUAGUGCUACAACGCACCAUGAAUAAUUUAAAAUUAUUGCAAAUAUGGUCCGACAGUACAAAUAUUAACUACUUAUAUGCUAAAUAUGCUUUAUUGGUGCCACUUUUAUACGCUGCACCUCUAUUAAUGGUUUACGAUUUCGUCUAUAGAUUUAAAUCCGGAAUUCCUUUUGAUGAAGAAUUACCUCCAGUAUUUUUUUCUAUGAUAAAUGUUACCUGCAUGAUUGUUCAAUUCAUGGCUAAUAUUGAAUCAAUGAACUCUAUACGGCUUGAUUUAUCUAAUAUGGAAUUUACAAUGCCAUCUGAUUUUGCAAAAACCAGGGACACAGCAAAUCGACAUUCAACGUUUUACGGUGUUUCUAUGUAUAUGUUUUGCAUCUCUUAUGCUGCCGCAAAUAUCUUUGGAGAAAAUCCAUGUGGGAAUCAGAUCAAGGGAUCAGACAUAUCUUGCGGCAUUUUUCUCCCCUCAAUUAUGCCAUUUAAUAUAAAUUUUUUUCCCGUUUUUCAGUUAAUAUUUUUGGCUCAAUUUUUAUCGACAGUACAUCUUCUAGUUGGGGGUGCUACCGUAAUGUUUAUGCUGUAUGAAAUAGUUUUGUAUAUUGGAAAUAGAAUGGAGCACUUAUGUAUCAUAUUAGAAACCAUUCCAAAUCAACGCGAUGAAAAAGUACAAAAAGAUACGAUGAAAUUUUGUGUUCAGUACCACAACUUCAUCCUUAGUAUAUCAAAAAAAACCUCCCGAUUAUUUAACAAAAUUUUCUGCUUUCACAUAAUUUUUACUGGUUUAGUUAUUGCUGCGCUCAUAAAUCAAGCUUUAGAGAAUAUUAAUGCGCGGUUUCAUCUCUUCGGUUGGUUAAUUGCACUAUUUUUAAUGUGCCACUCUGGACAACAAAUUACUUAUAUAAGUGAGAAUUUGGGACAAAGGAUUAUGUUCAUGUGUAAGUGGUAUAAGCUGAAUACUUCUCUUCAAAAGGAUUUGCGGUUCAUUUUAUUGUGUAGCCAAGAACCAUUAGUUUUUCCAGCUGGACCAUUCGCAGAUUUGUCAUAUGAUUUAUUCAUAAGGAUUAUUAAAACGGCAUAUUCAUAUACUGCAUUAAUCGCAAAUACCACGGAUGAUACUUAAAAAAUAUUAGAGUAGCUGAUAUACUCAUAUAUUACACUAAAUAAAGUUAUCAACUAUAAUGUAUUAGUUAAUAUACACUCAAAAAAACUUUUGUUCUUUAGCUAGAAACCAUUGUUAACUGAUUAUGUAAUUUUAAUAAAUUUAUUAUGUUGCGUACAUCA
Messenger RNA from Aethina tumida (small hive beetle), 1445 nucleotides. RefSeq lists its product as uncharacterized. The coding region runs from base 151 to 1284 and encodes 377 amino acids. The transcript is spliced from 6 exons. Gene Ontology annotation, biological process: sensory perception of smell; detection of chemical stimulus involved in sensory perception of smell. Gene Ontology annotation, molecular function: odorant binding; olfactory receptor activity. The record is from RefSeq and is a predicted model, not a curated record. Gene Ontology annotation, cellular component: plasma membrane. NCBI's taxonomy places the organism in Eukaryota, Metazoa, Arthropoda, Insecta, Coleoptera, Nitidulidae.